Messenger RNA from Thermothelomyces thermophilus ATCC 42464, 2042 nucleotides. RefSeq lists its product as uncharacterized. Gene Ontology annotation, cellular component: nucleolus. Bases 130 to 1833 code for a protein of 567 amino acids. Gene Ontology annotation, molecular function: rRNA (adenine) methyltransferase activity. NCBI's taxonomy places the organism in Eukaryota, Fungi, Ascomycota, Sordariomycetes, Sordariales, Chaetomiaceae. Gene Ontology annotation, biological process: ribosomal large subunit biogenesis; rRNA methylation. The transcript has a single exon. The record is from RefSeq and is a predicted model, not a curated record.
UGCCCCACCAAAUUUUCUGAUUGAGCUCGGGUUCGGAGCUGCCGCAGGCUCACCAACGAUCCAGCAGAGCCGGUGGGUGUUACGACGGCAAUUCCUGUACAAACCGCCCGUGGCCGGUUGUCAGUCACCAUGUUUCCCGUGAAAGGCCUCAGCAUAUCUGCUGAGAAGCUGAAGGUUGAGACGGAAGGUCCAGCCGCAGCUGCAGCUUCCGCGCCGAAACCCGCGAGGAAGCGCAAGAGGCCGAGUCACUCGGAGAAUGUCGCAGCAGAAAACCUUGCUGAUCUGUGGGAGAAGGUCAUUGAGCAUAAAAAGCCAAACGCGCCCGAGGAUAAGGCGCAGCAAAACAAGGACAACAAGCGCCAGAAAACGGUGCAUGAAACCUCUACCACCGCUCAGUCAGGGACCAAAGAGCAACAAGGACCCAACGACAGAUCCGAAAAGAAGCAGAAGAAGAAGAAGAACAAGAAAGAGAAGGGGGGCUCACUAGGAGCGGCGUCCGAGACUGCCGAACCUUCCAAGGAGGAUGAAAAUGAGUGGGACGGCGUCGACGAUGAGGAAGAGCACGAAGCAACUCAGUCGUUGAAGGGGGACGCCGACAAGACGAAGAAGAAUAAGAAGAAGAAGAAGGAGAAACAAAAAGGAGGCGUUGAUAACAAGGAAGAAGCAAAACCUGUGGACCUGAAAUCCAAACCCGAGGCAGCGGCACCUCCACCAGCGCCUCCCGCCUCCAGCACUCCCAAGCUUACCCCUCUUCAAGCGUCGAUGCGGGAGAAGCUCAUCUCGGCCCGCUUCCGCCACCUCAACGAGACUCUCUACACCCGCCCCUCCACCGAAGCCUUCCGGCUUUUUGAGGAAUCACCGGAGAUGUUCACCGAGUACCAUGAAGGCUUCCGCAGGCAGGUCGAAGUGUGGCCCGAGAACCCGGUGGACGGGUACAUCGCCGACAUCAAGGCGCGCGCCAAGGUCCGCUUCCCGCCGCGCGACCGCAGCGCACCCGUCACGGCCUCCCAGCUGCCCCUCCCCAAACCGCCCGGCUCCAAGACCUGCACGAUCGCCGACCUCGGCUGCGGCGAUGCCAAGCUCGCCACGACCCUUCGGCCGCUGGCCAAGAAACUCCACCUCGAGAUUCGCAGCUUCGACCUCCAGACCGGCGGCUCCCCGCUCGUCACGCGCGCCGACAUCGCCAAUCUCCCGCUGCCCGACGGCUCCGUCGACGUCGCCAUCUUCUGCCUCGCCCUGAUGGGCACCAACUGGCUGGCCUUCAUCGAGGAGGCCUACCGCAUCCUGCGCUGGCGCGGCGAGCUGUGGGUGGCCGAGAUCAAGAGCCGCUUCGCGAACCCUUCGGCGGCGGCCAAGCACAGGGUCGUCGCCCACAGCGUCGGCAACCGCAAGAAGAAGGGCUCCGCCGCGUCGGGCAAGCAGGCCAAGGCGGCAGCCGCCGCCGAGGAGGAGGAGGAAGCUUCCGACCUGGUCGACCUCGCGGUGCACGUCGACGGCGACGAGACCAAGAAGGGCCAGAACGAGACCGACAUCAGCGCGUUCGUCGAGGCGCUCCGCAAGCGCGGCUUCCUGCUGAACCGGGAUCUCGGCGAGGGCGGCAGCGGGGCGGUGGACAUGAGCAACCGCAUGUUCGUGCGCAUGCACUUCGUCAAGGCCGCGCCCGCGCUCCGUGGAAAGUGCGCCGCACCCGGGACCAGGGAGCGGAAGUGGACGGACGGGAAGGGACGGGUGGUGCAGAAGAAGAAAUUUAUCGAGGAUGAUGAUAUGAACGGAGAGGGCGGGGAGGAGAAUGAGGCGGCCAUCUUAAAGCCGUGUGUCUACAAGGUUCGUUGAUCCGGCGAGACGGAGAGGAAGUCUAUUCGGUCAGAAAAAUGGGUGGGGCGUUUGAACGAACGGAUUGCGACGGCGAUGGGGGACCAGAAGAACUGCAUCUCCGGUUAAGUGUAGUAGGGCCGGAAAGCGAAGAUCUGUCAAUUCUAGGCUAUGCGCUGGCCGGUCCCGGGUGCCCUCUAAACUACCCUUCACACACCUUAGCAGUAGUU